AUGCUCUCGGCUCUCCCCAUCAUCUCUUCAGAACUCACCAACCUGAAAUCCUCUCUCUUCCAUCUGCUCGGCUCGUCCCACCCUUCUUUGGACGCUGUAGCGAAAUACUACUUCCAGGCAGAAGGGAAACACCUCCGACCGAUGUUGGUCUUGCUACUAGCUCAGGCGACGAACGGCAUGGGAGGAGCAGCUUGGGACGACCUGUUGGCAAAGGAACGAGAGGACCAACGGACAGGCAGGGGAGUCGACGAGAGCUUGACGAGCGUCGAGGGGGUCUUGAACGAUUGGAACCCGGAACAAAUGGGUAUGGAGGGAGAGGCCGACAUGAUCUUUGCCGAACCGUACAACGCUACGGCAGAUCGCUCGGGAGAGAGACGGCCGGGGAGCUCGUCGACGUCUACCAUCAAGAAGACGUUAGCGAAUGCAUUGAUGGGCAGCGGCUCCUCGCCGUCGUCUUCCUCUUUGGCGGAUGGCCUCGAUUCGACAUUGCCCAUUCUCUCAACACAACGGCGUCUAGCUUCGAUCACCGAGAUGAUUCACGUAGCUUCCCUCCUUCACGACGACGUCAUCGAUACCUCCCCUCUCCGUCGGGGUCUCCCUUCGGCACCCCAACAGUUUAGUAACAAGCUCUCCAUCCUCGCCGGUGAUUUCCUGCUAGGUCGAGCUUCCGUCGCGCUCGCCCGUCUAGGGUCCAACGAGGUCGUCGAGCUCUUGGCGACCGUCAUCGCCAACCUUGUUGAGGGCGAGGUCAUGCAGCUUCGAGCUUCUCCCAACGAGACCGACGAGAACAAGCCGAGCAAGCAGGCUUUCGAGGUGUACAUGAGAAAGACUUAUCUGAAGACGGCUAGUCUGAUGGCCAAGAGCGCGAGGGCGGCGGUGAUCCUAGGAGGCGCAGGGCAGGGGUACGGAAGGACGACAAGGGAAAUCGAAGAGGGAGAGAGGCUGAAAGAUAUCGCCUAUGGGUAUGGGAGGAAUCUCGGAAUCGCCUUCCAGCUCAUCGACGAUAUGCUCGACUUCCUGCCUCCUUCGCCGGAACUCGGCAAACCGGGACUCGGAGCAGACCUUUCUCUGGGCCUCACAACCGCACCCUCACUAUUCGCCUGGCAAUCCAAUCCCGAGCUUGGCCCUCUGAUCUCGCGCAAGUUUUCUCAACCGGGCGACGUAGAACGGGCUCGAGAGCUGGUCACCCAGAGCGAUGGCUUACGGAAAACUCGCGAGUUGGCAGAGCGGUUUGCCAGCGAGGCUAGGAGGGGGGUAGAGCAGUUGCCCGAGAGCGAGGCUAGGGAGGCGCUGAUCGCCUUGACGAAAAAGGUCGUCGAACGGGUGGCAUAA
Filobasidium floriforme is the source of this 1332-nucleotide messenger RNA. Its product is annotated as isoprenoid synthase domain-containing protein. The record is from RefSeq and is a predicted model, not a curated record. Gene Ontology annotation, cellular component: transferase complex. NCBI's taxonomy places the organism in Eukaryota, Fungi, Basidiomycota, Tremellomycetes, Filobasidiales, Filobasidiaceae. Gene Ontology annotation, molecular function: prenyltransferase activity. Gene Ontology annotation, biological process: isoprenoid biosynthetic process; ubiquinone biosynthetic process. The transcript is spliced from 2 exons. The coding region runs from base 1 to 1332 and encodes 443 amino acids.